Molecule: messenger RNA, 1078 nt
Organism: Nicotiana attenuata
Lineage: Eukaryota; Viridiplantae; Streptophyta; Magnoliopsida; Solanales; Solanaceae
Product: proteasome subunit beta type-7-A-like
Exons: 9
Coding region: 132-881 (249 amino acids)
Cellular component (GO): proteasome core complex
Source: RefSeq, a predicted model, not a curated record
CACCAGCUAUUUUCACAAUCGAUCUCUUUUUCUUGUUCUUCAAGCCUUGGCUAUUUUCACACUCUCUCUUUCCGAUUCCGAACUUUACCUUUUCAGCUCAUCAUCUGCAGCAAGUUUUAUUUGGAGGUAAAAUGACGGCUAAGGCAACAAUGGAUGUUCCCCAAAAAGGUGGGUUUAGUUUUGAUUUGUGUAGAAGGAAUGAGAUGCUGGUCAAUAAAGGACUCCGUUCUCCUUCUUUUCUCAAGACUGGUACUACCAUCGUCGGCUUAAUUUUUCAGGUCCGUUCCCCUUUUUUAAUUUCAAGAUCUUGCACCUCCUACAGCUUACCGCAUAACUGUUAUUCUCUAGACAUGGUCAGUUCCCAGCUGAAGCUUCAUAGGUUUCACACUGGUCGUGAAUCCAGGGUUGUGACAGCUCUUACUCUUUUGAAGACUCACCUUUUCAGCUACCAAGGCCAUGUCUCAGCUGCUUUGGUCCUUGGUGGUGUGGAUGUCACAGGGCCCCAUCUGCAUACUAUUUAUCCACAUGGAUCAACUGAUACUCUGCCAUAUGCUACAAUGGGCUCUGGCUCCCUCGCAGCAAUGGCUAUCUUUGAGUCAAAAUACCGGGAAGGGAUGAACAGGGAUGAAGGGAUAAAGCUAGUAGCAGAGGCCAUAUUGUCCGGAGUAUUCAAUGACCUCGGUAGUGGCAGCAAUGUUGAUAUCUGUGUGAUAACAAAGGGAAACACGGAGUACUUAAGAAACCAUUUGUCGCCUAAUCCCCGCACCUAUCCACAAAAAGGUUACUCAUUCCCCAAAAAGACUGAAGUUCUCCUUACAAAGAUUACCCCAUUGAGAGAGAUUGUACAAGUAAUUGAAGGUGGAGAUGCCAUGGAAGAAUGACUUGUAUUGCAAUGAUAAAAUCCAUUCGUGAACUAUUAGUGUCAAACAAUUACAUGAGUAUUUUAAGUGUUGAACAAUCUUCAAUUGCAUGUCUAAAUGAAGUACUCUGUGUUAUCAGAUGUAGCUUCCAAAGAAACUCCUUGCUAGAAAACGAAUGAUUGGUUUGAUUUGAAGAAAGGAUUUUGUUGUUUUUGUCA